AUGAAGGGUCAUUUGGAUUCUUUAAUUGAUGGGGCCCAAUCAGCUUUAUUUCUGGGUCGGAGGAUUACGGAUAACAUUCUUAUGGCUCAUGAGCUGGUUUCGGGCUACCAAUCUAAGGAACGAUCUCUGAGAUACGCGUUUAAGAUUGACAUCAGAAAGGCUUAUGAUACGUUGGACUGGCAAUUCUUUCUUAUUAUGCUUCAAGGAAUGGGAUUCCACUCGGUUCUUGUCGAAUGGAUAAGGGAGAUGGUUUCUACUCCUUCUUAUUCGCUUGCGAUUAAUGAGAAUUCAUACGGGUUUCAUGGGGGAAGGCGGCUGAGGCAAGGAUAUCCGUUAUCCCUUUAUCUAUUUAUGAUCGUGAUGGAGGGGGUUCUUUAUGCUCCUCAAGCAAUGCAUUCCGGAAGCUGCUGA
This is a messenger RNA of Cynara cardunculus var. scolymus (artichoke), 411 nucleotides long. RefSeq lists its product as uncharacterized. The record is from RefSeq and is a predicted model, not a curated record. Bases 1 to 411 code for a protein of 136 amino acids. NCBI's taxonomy places the organism in Eukaryota, Viridiplantae, Streptophyta, Magnoliopsida, Asterales, Asteraceae. The transcript has a single exon.